AUGUAUUUUGAAUGUCCAUGCUCCUUUAAAAAGGAAUUAGAACAAGAAGAUCAAAUAAUACAACACAUAGAUCAUUGUGAACAGUUUAAUGUUGAUAGUCCUUUAUGCAAUAUGUACAAAAGGGGAAAUGUUGAUGAAGCACCAAUAGAACAAUUAGUAACUUUUUUGUGCGAUCUCAAAUUGCAAGUUGAAAGAAUAGAAAAUGUUUUAAGAAAACGUAUAAUAAUAUAACCAUAAUUUAGGUGGCUAUUAAAAAAAGACAGCCUCAAAUAUACAAGAAUUAAAUUUUGAUCAUUAUGCUAAAUAUGCUUCAAGUUCCAAAAUCAGAUCAAAUAUUUCUGGGGGGAAAUAAAACGGAAUUACUGUCAAGAUUCUUUCUCAUAACAUCUCAAGUGAAAAAUAACAAGGCUAAAUUGAAUAAGAAAAUCUAAACUAAAAUAACUAACUGCCUCCCACUCCUCCUCUAUCACCUAAUCGAUUUGAAGAGGAGAGAAACUAAAAUACAUUUACAGCUCAUUAACCAACCAUGUUAAUUGAAGAACAACCAAAAAUUAAUGGGCAAUAGCAAUCACAAUAACAAUAAGAUUAAAAGGUUGCUUGUGAAGCCUGUAGAAAAGCUUUCUAUUUCAAUCAAGAUUUUGAAAAAUUAUGGUUUUUGGAACAUUGUGGACAUGUAAUGUGUAAAUUAUGUAUUCAUCGAUUGGCUCAAGAAAAGUUUGUUGAAAAUGAUGGAAGAAUAAUGUGCAAGGAGAUUGGAUGCAUUGCGAGGAUUACAUACUUUGAAUUAAAAUAAAUACUUGGACUUGACAAAUUCAAUGAAUUGGAUAAAAAAUUAGCACUUAAAAAUUAAAAUAUAGUUGAAUGUAUUAAAUGCUAGUCUCAAUUCUCUUUUGAAAAAGGUAAUCCUAACGAAUAAGUGAAAGAUUAGUAAGGUAAAAGUAUAAGUGGUGAUGCACUAGUAAGUUAUGCUAAUAAUCGAUUUAUUUGUAAAUAAUGUAAGACUGAACAAUGUAGAUAAUGCAAUUCAGUACCAUUCCAUAUUGGAAUGACCUGUUAAUAAUAUAAGACUAACUAAUAAGCAAAUAAAUGUGUUCUUUGUGAUUUCCCUUGUGAAGGAAAGGUUUGUAAUUAAGAAGAUUGUUAAAAAAGAAUUUAAAGGUUAUGUCAAAAAACUUUANUAAAUUCCAGAUUCCCUCCUGUUUUAUAAAUGCUGUAACUUUAAAAAUAUAAAUUUGAUUAGAUUAAGUACUAUACAUAUUUAUUUUGA
Molecule: messenger RNA, 1267 nt
Organism: Paramecium octaurelia
Lineage: Eukaryota; Ciliophora; Oligohymenophorea; Peniculida; Parameciidae
Source: the annotation of a GenBank genome assembly